GAUGGCCGCCCGGCGGCGGCUGGGAGGCUGAGACAGCGGCGGUUCCGGCGGCCCAGGCCGCGAUCCCCGUUUCCCGGCCAGGAUGAUCGGCGCGCCCGACGUGGUGGCCUUCGCCAAGGAGGAGGCGGCGGCCGAGGAGGCGGCGGCGGCGGCGGCGCGCGAGCCGGGCCUGCCCGAGGAGUACUCGGUGCCGCUGCUGCCCGCGCCAGGCCGCGGCGCCCACCCGUGGUCCCGUCGAGGCGGCUUGGGGGGCGGCUCGGGGGCUUCUCCGCCGCCGUUCCCGCGCGACUUCCUGCUGGUGGCCGAGUUCUCGGAGCAGGUGGGCCCGCAGCCGCUGCUGACGGUGCCGGCCUGGGAGGCUCCGGGCGGCUUCGACCUGAACUACUUCGCGCUGCGCAUCAUGUCGGUGGACUACCAGGCCUGCGCGGCGGGGGCGGCCCCGGGAGGCCCCUACCCGCGCCUGCGCUUCGCCCGGGACUCACAGGUGGUGCUGGGCGACUCCAAGGCGGGCGCCUUCGCCUACGUGCACCACCUGACGCUCUACGACCUGGAGGCUCGUGGCUUCGUGCGGCCCUUCUGCCUGGCCUACGUGUCGGCCGACGAGCGCAAGGUCAUGCGCCUCUUCCCAGAGCUCGCGGCCCAGUUCUCGGGCGCCUCCGAGGGCCUGAAGGACGGCAACCGCAGGGCCUUUGCCCGCGAGCUGGAGAAGAAGCUGCACGACCUGGACUACACGCGGGCUGUGCUGCACCGCGAGACCGAGCUGCAGAAGCGCAGCCUGGCCAAAGGGUGUUACACCAGCCGGGCCAUCGAGAAGGCCAAUGAGUUGGCCAGUGUGGAAAAGGCCAUCAUCGAGCACCGCGACCUGCUCCGGCAGAUCCAAUCCUAUCCGCCCGGUAGGCGGAAGCAGGCCAGCGGGCCUCCCUGCGAGCCAACCGGAGAGGACACCCAGCCGGAGUUACUUGUUGAUGAUACGUUGCCACCACCCUGUGCCCAGGGCUCCUCCUACACCCCGAAACUCAUCCCAGCCAAGUCCAGCAAAUGCUUUGACAAGAAGCUGAAAACCCUCCAGGAACUCUGCGAGGAGCAGUCCUUCAGCCAGACCCUCGACCGGUUGCACCGGAUCGAGAAGAUGUUCCGGGGUGAUGUCUGCUACCUCCUGAUCAACCGCAUCAGCAGAGCCCUCCUGAAGCAGCAGGCGUUCACUGGCUUCCUUUUCGAAGACGUGUCUCUUCUGGAUGAAGAGCAGCAGGAAAAGCCCUUUGAAGUCAGUCUGGGUCAGAACCUGGACCCUCCCAACAUGGCUUGUUUGGAAAGCUGCCCGAGUCCUGAGAUACUAGUCGAUCUUGCCUCUUACAAAUCCAGUGUGGAGUCUGUGCCGAUUAAGAUGGAUCCAGAGGUUGAAGACGGCCAAGACCCAGAGGUCUCCCAUCCUGUCCCUUAUGACAACGUCGAACUUCUAGAUGUCGACCUGAAAGGGAGCGUCAGCAGCGGCGAAAGCAUUGAAGUUUUGGGAACGGAGAAAUCGGCCACAGCUUCUGUCCACUCUGAAAGUCAGUCUGGCUUGCUACAAGCCCCCCCCAGCCCCCCUGUGGUGAGGGACAAAGUCACCAGCAACAGGACCAUAAGCGGGGACAGCAUCGAAGUCCUCAGUACCUGCCCCUCGGAGGCCCUGAUCCCAGACGAUUUUAAAGCAAGCUACCCAAGUGCCAUUAACGAAGAUCCUUAUGGUGGCGAAGAAGAGGAAGGUUUCCUGUUCAACCGCGAGUUAAAUCUGGACAGCACCGAAGAGGAGGUGGAAGGCAGCCCUGCUCCUGAAGCCCCUCCGGGGGAUGCUUCUUGCUGCACUGGCAAAGAGAGCCCCAACUUCCUUGAGGGUCAAGCCAAUGUGCCUCCCAGACACGGUGAUGACGAUGGCGUGGUCAGCAUACAGCCAUACAGGCCAGGUGACGCAGGGUUUCAGGUGAACUUCACAGACUGCUCCCACGAUGGGGUCCUGGGAGGCCUCCUUGCCUAUGAACUUGAUCCCCAUUACCUCUGUGACGGCCGAGAAACCAGUAAAAUGAACCUGGAUAAGUGCUCGGAUUCCACGAGUUACAUGAGCAGCGCGGCGUCCACCAACUCCGACAGAACCCCAUCCCCCGCUGCUCUCACAGGAGAAAAGUCCAAGAAGGCCGGGCAGAGCGCCUUGCGCUUCAUCCGGCAGUACCCCUUCGCCCACCCCGCUAUCUACUCUCUGCUGAGCGGGAGGACCCUGGUGGUGCUGGGAGAAGACAAGGCCACCGUGGAGAAGCUCAUCACCGCCCUCUCCAUUUUUGUCCCCAAUUCCGGCGCGUACGCCAAGCCUGUGAAGCACUGGGCCACCUCGCCUUUGCAGAUCACGGACUUUCAGAAGUGGAAGCUGGUGGGGCUCCAGAGGUCAACCUCUCCAGGUGGCCCCAACAUGAUGCAUUCUCUCAGCCGAUACAGCCGAUACAUCAGCGUGCUGGACGCCGACCACAAGACCCUCCGCUGUCCGCAGUACCGAGGGCACCUGAUCCUCCGGCUGGCCGACCACCGCACCCAGAUCAAGCGGGGGAGCACCUACCACGUGCACGUCCAGACCCUCCUCACCCAGCUCUGCUCCAAGGCCUUCCUCUACGCUUUCUGCCAUCACCUGCACCUCCCCAUCCGAGAGGGAGAGACGGAGGACUCUGUCACUGUGCGGCGGGAGAACUUCUUGAAAGUCCAGCUGGGUCUGGCAAACGAGGACCGCAGAGUGGUCCAGUAUCUGGCCGAGCUUCUGAAAUUGCAGUACAUUCAGGAUCCCAUCCGCGGGGUUAGCCCCGUGCUCAGGUUCGAUUACCUGCCCAGCUCUUUGUACAAAAUUUAGGCGUCAUCCAUAGCCUGCCCUGCCAAUGUCCCUCCUCAUCCCACAUUCGUCUAUGGCCAUUAACAGGCUUCCACCGUUCCAGGACUGUCCAGUGGGAAUCCUGAGAGCGAUAGAGAUUACAGUGAGACUCCAGGCAUUGGGCACCACUGCCAGGUUGCUCUUAAGAGGCAGAGGGGGCAUGAAUGUGGCAGGCAAUCAUGGAGUGGAGGAAGCUGGGAUACCGAAUUUGUGAGCAAGUUCUUCCUGUCGGGUCUUUUGCAGAUUGGUGGGAUAUCUCCAGUGCAUCUCCUUGCAUGUGGGAUAAUACUCCAACUAACGUGAAUUAUUAUUUGGGCAAUUGUCUGUCACAUUUGAAAUGAGAGGCCUUGUUGGUUUUACCUCACUUUUUCGAGCAGAGGGCAGUGUUCGGAAACAGAAUAUAAAGUUUCUGAUUCGCCGAGGAGGCGAAAUCUGCAUGGUGAGAUGGGUGUGUGUGCAAUCUGAUUCAAAAGGGAAAUUCACUGUUGUGUUGUAGCUCUGAAGACUGGUGAGGUGGUCAGCUGUUGAGGAUGUGAAUAUGGGUGGCCCUUGGGCAACCACCUUACGUGGCUUGGUUUUGGGACAGGACAGAGCCUAAGAGUUGCUCAGACUGUCAGCUACAUUGCGUAGACCCUCUUGUGACAUUGAAACACUGCACUGUUUCCCAUAGUCUGACACCCAAGAGUUUUGAACCCCAAAUUGGCUGGGUAAAGUUCCAGUGACCUGGCCAACAUAGGCAUGGAUGCACCCAGGCCCUCCAAAGAUAACAAUUCCUUUGUUUAGAUAGUGGCUUAGAUCUUGGCUAAUAAAGGAAGCUGCUGCUCAAGCAGACCUUAGUUUGGUGGCUAAGAACAUUGUAGAUUGAAAUCUUUGUUGUUUGCCCCUGAAAAUAUUCCAACUCAUGCUGAAAACAUGCCAGUUUUCCCUUCUGCGAAAGGUCAGGAUUGCACAAGACCAAGCUUGAGAAAGCUUUUUGGAGUGCACUUCGUUUACUCAUUUGGAAAAGAUUCCCAACACAUCGAUUUCUUGUUCCUCCCAGUGAAAUGUUUGGAGAGGGUUGGUUGUGUUACCAGUUUCAUUGAUGUCAUCCAUACUGGCACAGCAACAAAGAAUUGUUGCAUUUCAACAAGACCAGGGAGCAGAUUUGGAAAUAAAAUGUUCCAUUUCUGGGCAUAUUUAAGAAACCCUAAAACUUGUUUGCCUGCAAUCCCCAAGAGUUGGCUGGAAAGUGUCGUCUAGUUCUUUAGGCACCAGAGUGUUUUCAGAGGGCUUCUUUGAUUUGGGGCAUAUUUCUCAAUCUUGGCCACUAUCAGAGGUGUGGAUUGCUGGCUGGGGGAUUCUGGGAGUUGAAGUUCACACCUCUGAUAAUAGCCAAGGUUGAGGAACACUGCUUUAGGAGUACAGCUUGGUAGCCGGGUGGCUCAGCCCUUCCAGGGCCAUCGUGCCUUUUGAGAGCAAUCUGGAGUUGCAAUGUAGUCGUGACUAUACAUAGACCUCGCUUGAGUUGAUCUGGUGCUGGCUGGCCUGCCCUUGUAGUAUCUGUAGACGUAGCACAGGCCUUCCAGGGUUCCCUGGAGAGAAAAGGCUCCCCCCCCCUGGAAUCUUUCCUCUUAUUGCCAAUUCCUGCACCCUUUUUGUCACUCCCUGCUAACACCGUCACUUUCCAAGCAGCUUCUCUCAUCUCUGCAUGUUUGGUUUUCUGUUUGGUCCCAGAGCUUUUGCAUAGGCGGCGCUUAGGAGACAAUAAAAACUGGGAUCCUUCAGAGAAAUCCAGGCAGCCUUCACGCAUUUGUGCUAUUAAGUCACAUCCUGAGCAAGAACUGGAUGAAAUAAUAUUCAACCAAAUGACUGUGACUUGAAAAAAAAAAGUGUAUAUUUAAAAAAGGAAAUUAUUUAUUUGGGCGCAAAUAUUUUUUGAGAUACAAAUAUAUAUAUAUUGUUGUAUUUUUUAAAGCUUAUAUAACCCAUGCACUCGUGGUAAAAUUCUUAAUUUUAUUGUGCUUAGUAAAAACUGUCCUGGCGGUCUGUUUGGGCUUGUGCAUCUAGUACAGUGAAGGCAACUGUCGGUGGUAGGUGGGGAAAGAAAUUGCAAAUUGGGAGAAAUUGGUGUCAAAUAUGUUGCUCAGCUUGUCAUUAAAAGCGCCCCUUUCCUUGAACGACACAUCUGCUUUUUGGGAGCUGGAAGUACAAACCGUGGGACGAGAGAAAAUUACAAUCCCCGCAUAGUUUAGCUUCCUGCUUCCCUCCCUGGCCAACCACCAGGUUUCCUGGAAAGGCUGUGAGGUGAACGGAAGGAAGGCCAUCUCCUGCUUAAGCCUACAAAUUGUGGCAAUAAAUUCUGUAGCUUAACUGUAAAACAGUUUGGAGAACAACCCCCCCCC
Molecule: messenger RNA, 5268 nt
Organism: Pantherophis guttatus
Lineage: Eukaryota; Metazoa; Chordata; Lepidosauria; Squamata; Colubridae
Gene: SMCR8
Product: SMCR8-C9orf72 complex subunit
Cellular component (GO): guanyl-nucleotide exchange factor complex
Molecular function (GO): GTPase activator activity
Source: RefSeq, a predicted model, not a curated record